UAAAAAUUUGGAUAUACGAUAUUUGGCCCUAAAGUCUUUUGUGGUUUGUAUUAUAUUAUGCCUAGUCUAAACUAUUAUUCAACCAGAUUACUACAUUCAAACUUCUUUAAACACUAUAGUGUUGACACAGAAUAAUAAACAAGAUUGUUUAUUAUUCUGUGGUGUUGAUAUCCCACAAUUGUUGCCAUUGAUUAUAAUAAAAAAAAUUGGUAGAUUUCAUUUUAUUUGGCUGCUAUAUUCUAACUCGAUGGCUGCUAUGGAAUCUAAUAUCGAAAUUAAGGAAGAGUCUAUUGAAUAUGUUCAAAGAAACGUAAAGAAUCAGCUGUCCACAUUAACCGAUCUUGAGGACUUAAAUACUGAAUCAGAAACUAACUCAGCUAAGAGUGUGAAAGCUGAAAUUAAAGAAGAGUUUGUCGAAGGUUAUCCAAGAUAUAUAGAGAGUCAGGUAUUCACCUCUCUUGAUCUGAGAGACUUGAAGAAUGAUCCAGUUGAGUAUAAGCUAGAUGGGACAGUAAAAGCUGAAAUUAAGGAAGAGUUGAUUGAGGAUCCAAGAUAUAUAGAGAAUCAGCUGUCCACUUCUCUUGAUCUUGGAGACUUGGAGAAUAAAGAUAACUCAGAAUUCUUCAAUGGAAAAGGGCUUCGAAAAAUAGUUUUAACUCAGACAAUUGUAUUGAAAAAACAAUAAAUC
This is a messenger RNA of Diabrotica balteata, 688 nucleotides long. The record is from the annotation of a GenBank genome assembly. Lineage: Eukaryota; Metazoa; Arthropoda; Insecta; Coleoptera; Chrysomelidae.